UUCUCUUUACUGCCCCCCUUCACCCCUCACUUCGUUCUGGUAAGGAAACAGGUACAGGGGCGGACUGACCAUUUGGAAACUCUGGCACUGCCCGAGGGCCGGGGGUCAGUAGGGGGCCCCAUGAGAUGCCCUUGGUACAUUUUUCAUAGGCUUUUUUGAGUUUGGGCAAGGACAAAGGGGCCCCAUGAUCCCCUAUUGCCCGGCCCGGGGUCAGUAGGGGGCCCCAUGAGAUGCCCCUGGUACCUUUUUCAUAGGCUUUUUUGAGUUUGGGCAAGGACACAGGGGCCCCAU
Staurois parvus is the source of this 291-nucleotide messenger RNA. The record is from the annotation of a GenBank genome assembly. NCBI's taxonomy places the organism in Eukaryota, Metazoa, Chordata, Amphibia, Anura, Ranidae.